Messenger RNA from Cephus cinctus (wheat stem sawfly), 4343 nucleotides. RefSeq names its product chaoptin (gene chp). The transcript has 18 exons. NCBI's taxonomy places the organism in Eukaryota, Metazoa, Arthropoda, Insecta, Hymenoptera, Cephidae. The record is from RefSeq and is a predicted model, not a curated record. Gene Ontology annotation, molecular function: protein binding. Gene Ontology annotation, cellular component: extracellular matrix. The coding region runs from base 158 to 4063 and encodes 1301 amino acids.
GCAAAACUACCUGCCUACUUCGGAAGCCCUAUUUUACGGUCACUCGGGCACUUCGUAGCUGUAAAGACCACAAAAUUGUGAAUCAGUCUCGCGAAUCAGUUGACACGCCUCGGUUCUAGCCGCAAGUUGCGGCACUCGCAACGUCACUUAAAUAAAAAUGAAUUUGGGAACUUUCGUCAAGCUUGGCUACGUCAUGUUGAUUAUUACCUUGAUACUGAUGUUUUGGGCGUCUAUGGUCAGGAUGCAUGAGAUCCCGGUUCAGUAUCCACCCUGCUUCUUCAAUCCUCUUUGUACCUGCUCCAAAGCCAUACCUGACCUUGGUAUUGUCACCUGCAAUAAUGUUCCAAUGACGAGGAUACCGCAACCCAUCAAUUCUUCUAAGAUCUUUAUGUUGCAACUGGAGAACAAUGGAUUGCGUUCAUUGCAGCCACAGUUUCUUCUAAAUACAGGUCUUUACAAGUUACAAAUUAAGCACAAUCCGCUGUCUGACAUACCGGAUGAAGCUUUUCUAGGGCUUGAGCGAUCUCUCUGGGAACUUGAAUUACCGUAUAAUGAACUCGUGCGGAUACCUAGCAAGUCAUUCCGUCAUAUGCAAAAGAUACGACUUCUUGACCUGACAGGAAAUAAAAUAACCAGCAUCGCCCCGGACAAUUGGCGGGGAUUGGAAAGAUCGUUAUUGACUUUACUUCUUGCUGAGAAUGCUAUUGACAAACUUCCUGCGGAUGCAUUUGCCGGAUUGACUUAUUUGGAGACACUUGAUCUGCGUGAAAAUCAUCUUAAGGAGAUCGAUCCUACUGUAUUUCGAGAUGGCAUGGGACAGCUUAGUCAUUUAUAUUUGAGUGACAAUCAGCUUACGAAUAUUCCUUACACUCAGAUUUCAUCUCUGAAACGUAUGAAGGUUCUUGAUCUUAGUUAUAAUAGAAUUUCGAAAAUGAUUCAGCCCCAGGUCGAAGCUGAGAUACGUGGACUUCAAAUAUCUUUGGAUGUUCUGAGACUGGAUUAUAAUCAACUUGAAACUCUGCCGAUGGGAUCGUUUCAGCAUUUUUUUAAAGUCAACAAAACAUAUUUUAAUGGCAAUCCAUUGUCGGUUAUUGAGGAAGGUGCCUUCAGGGACUCGAGGAUUCGCGAACUCUACUUUACCGACUGCGAUCUCCUCGAAGUGAGCUCACCGGAUUUUUCUGGAUUGGAAUCGUCGCUGGAGUCUCUUGAUGUGUCUGGGAAUAAUAUAACCGAUCUCCCUACUAGAUUGUUCCAUGAAUUUGAUUUUCUGAGGACCCUGAUCUUUCGGGAGAAUCAGAUUAAUUCAUUUGCACCAACUGAAGUAUUCAACGGAUUUCAGUAUUCGUUAUAUAAUUUGGAUUUGAGUGGAAAGAAGAACAAUCCUAUGUCUCUUCAGGAUUUAAGGCAAAUGCGUAACUUACGAUUUCUCGCAAUCUCCCGUAUGCCACAGUCAACGUUGUCGCCGGAUGAUUUUUUGGAAUUCGGAAUGGACAUUAAGGAGUUGAAGAUCACUCAAAGUAAUUUGGACACCAUAAAGGCACAUGCGUUCAUGCAUGUUCGUGGAAUAAAGUAUUUAGAUUUUUCUGAAAAUGCUAUAUCCUCCAUCGAAAAUGACGCGUUUUCUGAGGUGGGACAUUCCCUUCUUACAUUAAAAAUAUCUUAUGGUCUUGCAAGGUCCAUUUCUGAAUUGCCAAGUGGACCGCUCAAAUCUCUUACGAAUUUGCAACAUUUGGAUUUUAGUAAUAAUAAAAUCCAAGCAAUGCCUGACACGUGUUUCCAUUUCUUAAAAAGAAUAAGGCGCAUCGAGUUGCAGGACAAUGAAAUAGAAAGCAUACGUAAGGGUACGUUCCAGGGUGAUAUACAUUCCUCCCUCGAGGAAAUAGAUCUCUCAUUCAAUCAAGUAAAGAAUUUACAAGCACAUACUUUUGUGGAUCUGUCAUUAUUAACAAUUAUAAAUUUGGGUGACAAUGCUAUAGCUAGAAUCGAAAGGCGGGCUUUCAUGAACAUGAAUCGCUUGAAGUACAUUAAUUUGCGUGGAAAUAACAUCAAAGAUAUCACCGACGAAGCUUUUCAGAAUUUGCCAUACCUUGAAUUUUUGGAUCUGGCCUAUAACGAUCUCAAUGAAUUUGAUUUCAUGUCAUUCGAUCAAGUCGGUACUUUAUCCUCUUUCAAAGUGAACGCUAGUUACAAUAAAAUUCCAAAAUUAUGGAUUAACGUCACAACCUUUCCACCACCGACAAACGUUGGCGGCAACUUACAAUCCAACAUAAAAGUAUUGGAUUUGAGUCACAACAAUAUAUCCGACAUAAUGAAGUAUUACUUCAAACCUGUAGAAUUUUCACUGACCCAUCUUUAUCUGUCGCAUAACGAAAUUGGCAACGUGACCCAAGGAGUUUUUGGAAAUCUACAUCACUUACAAUGGCUUGAUCUCAGUUACAAUGAUCUGGUGGAAGUGGAGUUUGAUUGCUUUAGGAACACAAAGGACUUACAGGUUCUCUUGUUAUCAUGGAACGAAUUGUUAGAUAUACCGGCAGAGGCUCUGAGGCCUUUGAAAAAAUUACGUAUACUUGAUCUAUCUCAUAAUAAGUUACGUACAUUGUCCGACAACAUGUUCACUGAUUCUGGAAUCGAAAGCCUUGAUCUCUCGCAUAAUCAAUUUAUGCGACUUCCUAUAAAAAUGAUGUCGCUCUCAGCAGCCUCGACAUUGUCGAUCCUGGACAUGUCGUGGAACGCACUUUCAGGUGUGCACAAUACAGAUGCUCUAUUCAGAUUAAGAGGCCUCACGUGGCUGGAUCUCUCAUACAACAGAUUGGUUAGACUCGACGAUGGAGUCUUUUCUGAUUUGCCUGAAUUGACGUACUUGGAUCUAAGUCACAACAAACAAUUGGUCCUUGAACCACAUGGGAGAACGUUCAACGGACUUGAAGAUUCUCUUCUAACACUUGGACUUAGUAACAUUUCUCUCUUGAGUCGUCGAUGUCGAUGUCGAUGCCGCGACGUACCGGAACUGCCACUUCGUAGACUGAGGACACUCUAUCUGGCAGACAAUGAGCUUGCUUCAAUACCGCCGGAAAUGGCUUCGAAUCUCACAUCCUUGCACCAUCUCGAUCUCAGUCACAAUGACUUGACCCUUGUGCCAUUAAUAACUCAUACGCUACCAGAAUUAAGGAUUUUUGAUAUUAGCUACAACCCUAUCACGGUCAUCAGUAACACCAGCUUUUUGGGCCUUGCCGAUAGCCUUAUCGAAUUGGACAUAAGGGAACUUUCAUUGUCUAUUUUUGAAGCUGGCGCCUUGUGCAAAGCUUCAAAACUUCGUACGCUACUUAUAUCAGCGUAUACGGCAAUAAAGAAUUUUAAUCUACCUAAUAUGCUCGAGUACAAUUACGGACUACGUGACCUGCUAAUUCAUGUUAAAAAUUCGACCAAUUUGGAAAAGGAGACGAAGGGACGUUUCCCAUACAAGCUGUUCAAUAUUACUUUAACUGGCAAAGGCCUAGUUACUAUACAUAGCGAUAUACUAAGGGGAAUUCGAAAUCCGCAUCUUCACUUUGCUCUGUACAACACUAGCGUGAUUACAAUUCCGCGGGACAUAUUUGAACAUGCAAGUUAUGCACGUAACGUCACAGUACAUCUCCAAGGCGGUAAUGUAAGAACUAUUGAGAAUCCGUCAUCCGGGCACAAACCAGGCGUACCAGGAAAGCGAUUCCUGAUGAGACUCCGUACCGCUGGAAGCUAUCUGACCUGUGACUGUGACAUUGGCUGGAUCGAAAUGUGGCAACGUAAACACAGACAGUACUUGGAAGACAGAUGCAUCGGUUCUUAUGGGUUAUAUGGCUCUUAUAAUUUUUAUGGUGACUACGAACGCGAAGAAGUAAGCGAUUUUAGUUGCUGGGACAACGGUUGGGAUGAUAAUCUGCGCGAGACAUUUUGUCUCAACAAAAACAACAUGUCCGUCUCGCAAGCUCUGAAAGCAGACAUCGAGUGUGGAUGGGGUGGAGCCAGUUGUUUUAGUUUACCAAGUUUUCUCGGACUUCUUAUUCUAACAGUGAUUAUGGUGAUUUGAAAACAUAUCUAAGAAAAAAUUGCCACGGCAUAAUUGGUUAGAGUGCAGACACUCAUGCAGAGAACAAUGUAAAUUACGAUCGAUUCUUCAUUAAUUGCGGAGUCUGUUAUCGUUUGAUAAUUAAUGAUAAUAAGGAUAUUGUGAUCACUCGUUUGUUCACUCUUGUUAGCAUUUUCAUGAUUUCAUACGAUUUUAAUGAAGGUGCGCGCAAUACCGACAGAAUUAUAUUUCGUUUUGUUCGAUUACGUAAUUCAAAACAAAGGAAACAAUAUGACAGGCA